Messenger RNA from Falco peregrinus (peregrine falcon), 3183 nucleotides. RefSeq names its product caspase 8 (gene CASP8). Gene Ontology annotation, biological process: apoptotic process; regulation of apoptotic process; proteolysis. Bases 989 to 2386 code for a protein of 465 amino acids. The transcript has 9 exons. Lineage: Eukaryota; Metazoa; Chordata; Aves; Falconiformes; Falconidae. The record is from RefSeq and is a predicted model, not a curated record. Gene Ontology annotation, molecular function: protein binding; cysteine-type endopeptidase activity.
CUAGUAAUACAGAGCUGUACCGGAAAGAAAUUGGCCUAAAACAAGCAAACAAAAGAAACGUGGUUGUUUUCUGUUGAGGCUUACUGGUGGCAUACAGAAGCAUAUGCACACGUGCAUGCUCUCCACCUACGGAAUUAAAGAAGGGCUAUGAUUUGUGCAACCCUUGUUUAGACAGAUUUAAGCAGAAUUAGUGUAACAAGAGUCUUUCUGUUGGGGAAGUUGGUAUCUUGGGAAGAUCAUGAUCUUCAAGUGGGAUUUCUAACAUCCACCAGUCUCUGGUGUCCCUUCCCUCCCAACUGUCACCAUUUUGUGCAGGAGCUGGGUAUCCUGCCUUGUGCCAGUAGAAGCCACAGCCACUACGUUUGCUGAGUAGUUGGUAGCCUCAGCCUUUUCACUUCUUCCAGACCAGCCUUUCUGAGAGAUUAAUUUUUUGCUGGCUGCUGAACAAGGUCACUGAGACAGUUCUAGAGGAAGCCAGAGGGCAAAACCAGGGUGCCGGAGAACUAAGGGCAAUUGGAGAGACUGUAAGUUAACAAAAGGACGGGAACAUUUUGGGGGAGGGUGAGAGAGGAAGAAAUAGGAAGUGGAACAGUAAAGACAAAGAACAGUGCCAGGAGGGCUGGUCCUUGAAACUGCUGCAUGAUGGGAACGGGAGGAGCUAAGCUGGGCUGGGUCUCCUCCGGAAGCGUUUUUCACCGGGGCCUUGGUUCAGUUAGGACACAGAGGAACUGAUGGGUGCAGUGAGUGAGAGGUGCCGAGGCAUGGGAUGACGUGGAGGCAGAACUAUUUGGGGCCUGAAGAUCAGAUAGUGCUUGCUCCCAGCCUUUUGAUAAAAGGACAACUCGUGCCAGUGCCGUAAGUCAGGCACGUUUUCUGAGCUGAUAACUAGCGUGUGCCUUUUGGAAGGAAUUUGUAUGCCUCGUUCUAUCAAAGGAGUGGUCCCAGCAGUCCUCCAGCCUGUCCUCCCAUAUCCAAAUCCUGAUGUGAAAUGAGUAAAGACUUCCACAAACUCCUUUUUGCCAUUUCUGAGGCUUUGAUCACAGAUGAACUGGAAGCUCUGAAGUUCCUCAGCCUGGAGCACAUCCCCAUGAGGAAGCUGGAAGCCAUCCGGGAGCCCAAAGCCUUCUUCGAAGUGCUGCAGGAGAAAGACAUGAUGGAGGCGGGGAACCUGUCCUUCCUGAAGGAGCUGCUCUACCGGAUCAAUCGGAUUGACCUCCUGGGUGUCCACCUGGACUCCAGCCGAGCGGAGAUGGAGAGGGAGCUUCAGAUCCCGGGCAGGGCACGGGUGUCGGCCUACAGGCAACUGCUAUAUGAAAUUGCAGAGGACUUGACUCCGGAAGAUGUCAAGAGCGUGAAGUUCCUGCUCCAAAAACAAAUACCAAAGAACAAGCUCCAGGAUAAUGCUUCAAUGUUGAAGGUCUUCCUGGAAAUGGAAAGAAACGGGAUAAUUAAAGAAGAUGACCUGGCAGUGCUGAAAGAUACAUUAAAGGGAUUUAGAGCUGAUCUAAAGAAAAAAAUCGAUACCUAUGAAGAAAAAAGAAAAGAAAAUGAUUCUAAGGAAAAAUUCCACCACCCAGUAUCUGCGUCUGUGCAUGCAGCAGAACAAGGAGCAGAGGGGGAGACACCACACCUGGUUGUGGAAUCAUAUAAAAUGAAAAAUAACCCCCAUGGUUACUGUGUGAUUCUUAACAACUACAUUUUUAAAAAUCCAUCAGAAGCCAGAGAAGGAACAGUGAAAGAUGGAGAGGCAGUGAAGAGGGUCUUCAAGUGGCUUCAGUUUGAGACAGUUGAGCACAUGGAUCUAGAAGCAAAGCAAAUGUACGCAAAAGUUGAAGAAUACAGCAAAAAAGAUCAUAGUAACAUGGACUGUUUUGUUUGCUUCAUUUUUUCCCAUGGUGAAAAAGACAAAAUAAAAGGUGUUGAUCAUCAGUUUGUAAAUAUUAGAGAUUUAGUCUCCUGCUUCAGUGGAUCAAAUUGUCCGUCUCUUGCUGGCAAACCCAAGCUGUUUUUCAUCCAGGCUUGCCAAGGCUCUGCAGGUCAUCCAGCUGUCACAGUAAAAGAAGACUUUUCUAGCCAUCUUGAGGUGGAUGCUACCCCUAUGAUUUCCAUUCCUGAUCAGGCUGAUAUUCUCAUUGGCAUGGCUACAGUGGAAGACUACGAGUGCUACCGCUGUACAAAGACUGGCAGCAUUUACGUUCAGUGCCUCUGUGACAAAAUGGAGUUGCUGUGCCCACUCCGCAAGGAUCUCAUAACAAUCCUGACAGAAGUGAACAAGGAAGUGGGAGGAAGAGUGUUAAAUGGAUGGAAGCAGAUGCCAAAGAUAACAUCAACCCUACGGAAGCAAUUGAUCUUCCAAAUUUCACAAUGUCAGUCAACUGAAAAGUAGAAAAAUAUACACUCAGUUAGGAAUCGCAUUUGGAAUGGGCUUCCACAGGAAGAGAAUUUGCAAGAGGAAUUAUCUGGAGCUGUGUAGUUAGCCUGGCUCCUCCAAGGGGCCAUGGGACCUAAGUUGUCCCAUUCCCGAGUUUAAACAGACUCCUGUCACCUGGAUCUGUAGCAGUCUGGUAAGGCCGUGGAGGAGUACGGGUCUGGCUUUCUGCCCUGCAGAAGCAGUGGAGUCUGUUCAGUCUGGGUUUCAAGUGAGGAAGCACUUCCAAGUAGUAUGAUUUUUAAGAGUUUCUGGAAAUACCAAUGGAAGUUCCGUUUCUGUCCAAGUUGUUUUAAGUUCCUGGAAUCUGAAGAAAAGAACAGAUACAUUGGGAAUACUAGAUCUCUUCACUGGGGGCAUGUGUAAGAUUGUAACAGAUUUACCCAGAGGUGGGUCAUUGGCUGUCUCUGGAAGCUGUAUAAUUUUUCAUGGAAAAUAACGUCCCUGUCCAGAAGGACAGAAAAAAAGAUAUUAUUAUGAUAAUAUUUCCUCCAAAUAUUUGGCUUACUUUAUUUUUUUAAUUAACUUGGCUAAACAGCACUGCUGUUUAGGCUUUUAAAUAGUAAGGGUUCUAUUUGUGUUUUUUUCUCAGAGCUCUUAGGGGACAGCCUGUUUUGAAUGGCUCUUGACUGCUGGAAGGAAGGUCCCACUUCAUUAGACCCUCUGCUCUGAGAUGCCUUCUCCUCCUGGCGACUGACUCUAGUUCCUGUGGACUCUUGUUUCUGUUGUAAUAAACAGUCUUGGUUUUCAUAUUA